AUGGUGAUAAACAAGGGCAAUAAGAGUUUAAAGGAGCUCCUAGCUUCCAGGGGCAAGGAGUCAACAUCGAAGGCAGCCUCUAAGUCUCAAGUUCCCUCCAAUCUUCCCCCUCCUUUUCCACAGAUCCCCACCGAUCUCGGCCUAAAGCCUAAUCCUGAUCCUAAGAAGAAAAGGCCACUCAAGACGCUUGAAAAAGGCAGAUUACUCAACAAGUUUUUUGUGGCCGAAAAGUGGUACCGUAACGCUCGUAAACAAGCCGUUGCUGAGGCCCUCACUCGUGCCGAUGUUGAGAAAUCGUUGGGGGCUGCUAGGCAGGAGCAAAUAGAGCUGUCCAAGAAACUCAAAGUGGUGGACCAAAAGGCCAAGGAAGAAGCUCAACUGGCCAGGGAAGCAGCUGAGGCUGAGAAGAAGGCUGCGUAUCAGCUUGGUGUGGAGGAGACACAAGUAAGGCUUGCCGAGGAGCUUUCACAGGUGUGCAGGGAUUAUUGCAACAUGACAUGGGAUAAGGCCUUGACCGUUGCAGGAGUCCCUGCUGACUCUGUUUGGAGGCUGCCCGAAAAUGUCUACUAUCAUCCAGAGAUCCGCGAGGUCCCGAUUGACUCCUCUCCUCCUACCCUUGCCCCAGAAUCUUCCAAGCAGCCAUUGGCCAUCCCAGAUGCCCUCCCUCUUCAUGAAAUUUCAAAGGGAUCCAGCCAGGCUGGUGACCAACGCCAGAGGGUUGAAGGGGAGAAAGGCAAGGGCAAAGACAAAGUGAAAAAGCCCUCUGCCAAGGCCAACAAUGCAGCUAAGGCAAAGGAAGCAGAAGCCGAGACUCAAGAAGCUGACCCCAAGGCCAAGGAUGCUCUUGCUACUCAGCCAAGCCAGAAGAAAGAUCCUCUUGUUAAAGCUUAG
Quercus lobata is the source of this 891-nucleotide messenger RNA. RefSeq lists its product as uncharacterized. NCBI's taxonomy places the organism in Eukaryota, Viridiplantae, Streptophyta, Magnoliopsida, Fagales, Fagaceae. The record is from RefSeq and is a predicted model, not a curated record. The transcript is spliced from 3 exons. The coding region runs from base 1 to 891 and encodes 296 amino acids.